CCGAAAAGAAGGAGGCGUGGGCGAUCAAAAGAAAACCCCAGAGAAAAAGAAAGAAAGAAUGAUGAAUGCGCCUCCUCCGCCAUUGAAGAAGCCUAAGGUGGAGUCAGAAGAAAGAAUGAUGAAUGCCCCUCUUCCGCCAUUAAAGAAGCCUAAGGUGGAGUCAGAAGAAAGAAUGAUGAAUGGGCCUCCUCCGCCAUUGAAGAAGCCUAAGGUGGAGUCAGAAGAGAAUACAAAUGGCGAAAUUCCCGUGGGGACGCCCGAGGCGAAUGCAAGUGCCGACGAUAGUAUCAGUGAUGAAGAUGAACAAGCUAUUAUGAUUGCUCUAAUAAAGCAUCGAACACAUGAAGUUGAACACAAUCGUACGCGGAUGAAAUACUAUCAGGACCAGCUUGCCAAAUCAGAAAAAAGUUUAGAGGAUGUGAAGGCUAAAUAUGCUCGUUUUAGACGUCAGAACAAUACAAGUGAAAAGUUGCAGACACAUGAUUUUAAAUCCUCUAGGGAUUCACCUGCUCCUAAUGAGGUCAAGAGAGAUCCACCUCAAUCUCAGUUGCAGGCCAAACCAAAACUUCUUUCUCCAUCUGUCAAACCAAAAACAUCUCAAACUCCGAGGAUUGAAGAUUCUACUCCAGUUUCGAGAGUGAAAAAUUCCCAAACUCUGAGGAUUGAAGAUUCUACUCCAGUUUCCAAAGUGAAAACUUCCCAAAAUGUGAAAACAGAAGGUUCUACACUGGUUGGGAAAGUGAAAACUACACAAACAGUGCCGAUGGAAGACUCUGGGAGAAAAAGGAAGCAUGAGCAGAAGGAACACACAGAAUUGAUCUCUAUGAUACGUAGAUCAUCAUCUGCAACGAAAGUUAAUUGCCAGACGGGGUGCGUCAUUUCAAGUCAACACAAAAGGAAAAUGAGAAGUCUUAUUUUGUGCCCAACAAAUGAUCAGUUGUUUAUGACCAGUGCCUUGGACGGAGUAAUCAACUUGUGGCAACUCCAUGGAAGAGGAUCGGGCGCAUCUCUCCUUAGUUCGACAGACAGCGUCUCGCCAAAGGAGAGGAGAUGGCCUGAAGAUACAGCAUGGCAUCCAGAUGGGGACUGCCUAUUCUCUGUAUACAGCGCUGACGGAGGCGAUUCUCAGAUAUCAUUACUAAAUCUGAACAAAACAAAAGCUGGACGGGUGUGCUUCUUAGAGAAUAAGCCUCAUUUUAAGGGAAUUAUCAAUAACAUAGUUUUCAUGCCAUGGGAAAAUCCCUGUUUUGUUACCGGAGGCAGCGAUCAUGCAGUUGUGGUGUGGACGGAUAAAGAAGGAGAUUGGAAACCAAAAGCGUUGCACAGGAACCUGCAUUCUUCAGCUGUGAUGGGAGUAGCAGGGAUGCAACAAAAGCAAAUUGUAUUGUCUGUUGGUGCAGACAAGAGAAUUAUUGGGUUUGAUGCAGCUGUAGGAAGAGCAGAUUAUCGCCAUCAGAUUGACAGCAAAUGUAUGAGUGUUGUUCCAAAUCCAUGUGACUUCAAUCUAUUCAUGGUUCAGACUGGGACUCCUGAGAAGCAGCUGAGGCUAUUUGAUAUAAGAUUGAGAAGGGCAGAAAUUCAUGCAUUUGGAUGGAAACAAGAAAGCAGCGAAUCACAAUCGGCGCUAAUAAACCAGGAUUGGUCUCCAGACGGGCUUUACAUCACGUCGGGUUCUGCAGAUCCUGCGAUCCAUAUAUUCGACAUAAGGUAUCCGGGUAACAAGCCUUCUCAAUCGGUGAAAGCGCAUAACAAAAGAGUAUUCAAAGCAGCUUGGCACCAGAAUUAUCCCCUCUUGAUUUCAAUCUCUUCUGAUUUGAACAUCGAACUGCACAAGAUUACUUGAGAGAUACAUUAUUAUUAUUAU
Impatiens glandulifera is the source of this 1864-nucleotide messenger RNA. RefSeq lists its product as uncharacterized. Gene Ontology annotation, molecular function: protein binding. The record is from RefSeq and is a predicted model, not a curated record. The transcript is spliced from 7 exons. The coding region runs from base 59 to 1843 and encodes 594 amino acids. NCBI's taxonomy places the organism in Eukaryota, Viridiplantae, Streptophyta, Magnoliopsida, Ericales, Balsaminaceae.